This is a messenger RNA of Myotis lucifugus (little brown bat), 776 nucleotides long. RefSeq names its product cystatin-B-like. The coding region runs from base 16 to 534 and encodes 172 amino acids. The record is from RefSeq and is a predicted model, not a curated record. The transcript is spliced from 4 exons. Gene Ontology annotation, cellular component: cytosol. Gene Ontology annotation, molecular function: cysteine-type endopeptidase inhibitor activity. NCBI's taxonomy places the organism in Eukaryota, Metazoa, Chordata, Mammalia, Chiroptera, Vespertilionidae.
UGCACCCGAGGAACAAUGGCGAUCGUCAUUGAGAGACCAGGACCGCCCUCCUCCCCGACACCGUCUGCUUCCGCCCCCCGUCACCUGAGCCCAGGACUUACGACAGAGGGCCAUGCUCUCAGUUAUAACCCUCGCUCUGCCUUCGCUGCUAAUCUCACUCGCAGGCCAUUGCUCUGUGCCCGCUGCUCUUCCCUUCUGUGCCAGCUGCUCCGUGCCCGCUGCUCCGCCAUGAGCCUUACGAUAAAGGGUGGCCUCUCCGAAACCCGACCCGCCACAGCCAAGAUCCAGGCCAUCGCCGACAAGGUGAAGUCCCAGCUGGAGGAGAAGGAAAACAAGAAGUACCCCAUUUUCAAGGCCACGGAGUACAAGAGCCAGGUGGUCCAGGGGACUAACUACUUCAUCAAGGUUCAAGUUGCGGAUGAUGACUUCGUGCACCUUCGAGUGUUUGAAGGUCUCACUCAGGAAAACGAGGCCUUGGCCUUGAGCAAUUAUCAGACCAACAAGACCAAGCAGGACGAGCUGACCUCUUUCUAGUUCUGGAUUUUGAACUGAACCUUCACCACGUGGUUCUGUCACGUGUUCGCGUGUCGGGGUAAUGAACGCCGUCUCUAAUCUGUGCCACUUUCGCUGGAGGGGCUGCUCUGCACCAAUCCGGUGUCUCUGCUUCUGACUUUAAAAGUGUGACUUUCCUCCCAACCAAUGAUCUUAACUAAAUUGCUUUCCAAGAGGGCUUAGAUGAUCCCUAAAUAAAUACAUUUUUAAGUUUUUGCAAAUUU